Mytilus trossulus (common blue mussel) is the source of this 4553-nucleotide messenger RNA. Its product is annotated as BTB/POZ domain-containing protein 17-like. The record is from RefSeq and is a predicted model, not a curated record. The transcript has 2 exons. Gene Ontology annotation, molecular function: protein binding. Bases 284 to 1702 code for a protein of 472 amino acids. NCBI's taxonomy places the organism in Eukaryota, Metazoa, Mollusca, Bivalvia, Mytilida, Mytilidae.
GCCAGCAUGUCAACAGUUCAGACCAUACGGCUAAUGGUAUUUAUUCUGACAGUUAUUAAUUUUCAAUUCUUUAAAUGUUAAAAGUUUUAAUUUGUACAGUCAUUACAAUGAGACAUCCAAUCAGAUUGAAUUUGGACAUCAAGUUGACAAUUCUACAUCUACCAUUCAAGGUCUCUAGAUCUAAACAAUGGGUUCUAUUAAGGUUCCACGACUAGAUUUGGAGGAUUUUUGACAUCAAGUUGACAAUUCUACAUCUACCAUUCAGCGUCUCUAGAUCUAAACAAUGGGUUCUAUUAAGGUUCCACGACUAGAUUUGGAGGAUUUUGGACAUCAAGUUGACAAUUCUACAUCUACCAUUCAGCGUCUCUAUCAACUGUACUGUGAUCCUGUAUUAAGUGACUUACAGCUUAUUGUGGGCCAGAAAUCAUAUUUUGCCCAUAAAUUAAUUUUGAGUAUAAGUAGCGAUGUUUUUAAGACAAUGCUGACAAGUCCUACUUGGCCAGAAGCAUAUACUGAUAAAAUUUAUUUGGAAGAGGAACCUCAUUGUGGACUUGUUUUUGAAGAUUUUCUACAGUAUUUGUACACAGGAAAGGUUCAUCUGAGUCAUACAAGCGUUUUACCGGUAAUAAUUCUGGCCGAUAAAUAUAACAUUAGUGACUUAUCAGCCGUUUGUGUAGAAUACAUGUGUAAUCAUUUAACUGCACCGAGGACAGAAAGUUGUGUGUUAUCUUGGCUGAAUUACUCUGUCAUGUGUAACCAUAGAAACUUGGAGAAAGUAUGUGAAAGUUAUAUCACAGCAAAUUUUCAGUAUGUCAUGGAAACUGAUGAGUUUUUAACAAUAUCUUUCGAUUUGUUAUUAAAGUUUUUGAAAUCAUCAGACAUUGUUAUAACAAGUGAAAUAUCCCUAUACCAGUAUGCCAUGAAAUGGGCGGAGAAGAAUAUUCUACCUUCCAUCAAACCAGAGACUUAUUUACCUGAAAACCUGAGCUUGUUGAUGCAAAUAGUUUUAUCAAUAAGGCAAUGUCUUAUGUCAAGGGAAGAUUUGUUAUUAUUUCAGAGUGGUACGAAGCAGAUAGCUGAAUAUUUACAUAAAGUAACGGGAGUUAGCUGCUUUCCAGAAAUAAAAAGCGAGCAAUACCAAAAUUUAAAAUCACCCCUGUCUGCGUUGAUUAAAACAACAGGGAGCAAUACUUCUCCAAGGAUAUAUACUUGUGAUGCAUGGUGUACUGAAAUUAGCGUACCAAAUGUUAAUGAGGUUCAACCAGGGGAAAUAUUGGGAGCAUUCUACUCUACGCCAAGUUCUUUUAAAGCUGACAGUGAUGAAAGCUGGGAUUGGCAUAUUGAUCUUUAUCCUAGGGGUGUUUUAUUUCGUGGUUGCAUGAUGAUUGGUCACUAUGGUAACCACAGUAUUGAUGAGGUGAUCUAUGAACGAGUCCGUCUGGCUAUUUCAUCAAAUUCAUCUGAUUGCAGAUCUGUAAAAGUGACCGUCUUAGUUUAUGGACUUCAGAAUGGUGUUGAAUAUGUUGUAAAGGCAAUAACAAAAACAUGCCUUUUCACUUCAGAACAUGUAAUCCAUCAUGUCAAUGACCUUGUGGCUUUCAGUGACCUUGAAUCUAAACAGUCUCCAUUUCUCUUGGGUGAAGAUCAUAAUGAAUUUAAAAUCAAAAUAAUCAUCAGGCCUUUUAGUUCUCUAAUUGCAUGAAAUAAACAUGAUAAGUGGCACAUGUGUAUUACAAUUUAGCGGUUUAACACACAGUUACAAGUAUGUUAACUUACAAUACUGUUUAGUUUAAUUAAUGAUGUUAUUUUUUGGAGGAUGUUAAGUUGCCAUAUUUGUAUAAUUAACAGUUGUGCAUGUAAUAGUUUUAAGUUUUAUAUUUGUUAUAUUGUUUCUUAACCAUGUUUACCAGAGCAUUUGUUAACAUUGUAUUAUAACAGAGGCACAAUUAAUUGUUGUUUACCAGAGCAUUUGUUAACAUUGUAUUAUAACAGAGGCACAAUUAAUUGUUGUUUACCAUGUUUACCAGAGCAUUUGUUAACAUUGUAUUAUAACAGAGGCACAAUUAAUUGUUGUUUACCAUGUUUACCAGAGCAUUUAACAUUGUAUUAUAACAGAGGCACAAUUAAUUGUUGUUUACCAGAGCAUUUGUUUAUAUAUUAUAUCUUAUUAUUUUUAGAUUACAUCUGAUCUUCAGUUAAGUCCAUGUUUAUUACUAUGUCAGAUUUAUUUGUAUGUUACUUUUAUACUUGUUUAUGAUGUUAUAUAUAAAUACAUUUAGUUUGCAUGAAUGAAAAAGAUAUCAGCAGGGACAGUGGAAAAUGUAAUUCAAACUUUCAUAUCUGUAUAGAGCAAUCAUGUAUUGUUUGACAUAAAUUUUAUUGUACCCUUGGCGAGCAGGAAAUCUUUCAUCAAUGUCUAAUAUUGAAUAGUGUUAAAUGUACAUGUAUGCUCUGUCAUUGCUUGUAAGGCAUAUCAUGGGACUUUGUUUUUCACUUAUCAGAUGUCAUUUUCCUUAACAGAAGUAUUUGAGCACUACCGUGAUUAAACAUGUUAUAGGGCCAGUAUUAUUUAAGUUAGUGUUUGCUAUGGUUAUAUUUUUGUUGAAUUGCUUGUUAUUAGAAGAUUGUGCUUUCUAAAAAAAGCAUGUAGGGCAGCAAUGGGAUUAAAUGUAUGAGAAAAUGAGCUUAUUUUUGUUUUGGCUGAAAUGAAGGUCAUAGGAUUAGUACAUGUAUGUGGGACAUUGCAGGAAUACUUAUUCUGUGGCAGUGAGAACAGAUUUGACAAUUUUAAACAUGUUGUUACUUGUUUCAAGCUUUAUAUUUCAGAAGGUAGAAGACCUAAAUGCUUCUCAUCGCUCAUGUUACAAAAUUUAGUUUUGUCCUAGUCUGUUUUCAUUGACCUCAUUUUCAUGAUUCAGCAACUGAUUUGAAAAACCUUUUUUUUAACGUCUUGUAAGUUUCUCAUUAUAAUAAGAAUAAAAAGGAUAGUUUAUUUGGUAUAUGAAAUACUUUUAAGGUUGACAUGGUUCACAUGUCCUUGACCUCAUUUCCUGGAUUACUUUAUCCAGCUGAAGAUCAUCAGUAGAUAAUUUUUCAGAUACAAUAAGCAGUUCAUAAUAAAAAAGAAGAUGUGCUUUGAUUUCAAGCAAGACAACUUUCCACAAGAGAUACAUGUACAUGUAGGUCAAUUAUAUUUAUUUUAUGCAAUAAAGGUAAGGUGUACAGGUCACUCUGGCAGUAAUAAUCUGACCUUGACCUCAUCUUUGUGGUUAAUUGAUCAUUGUCAAGUUUCAUUAUUAUGUCUGUUUGAUAGACACUGUACUAUGUUUGCAAUAUGUUAUUAUAGGUUCACAAUGCAUGCAAUGUGUUGUGUUUAGAAUGAUUUUAAGGUUUUCAUCUGACUAAAUGGACUUUUGCCUCAUUGACAUGGAUCAUUGAUAUUGUUAAGUUAUUGUUAUACUGGUUCAGUUGUUGGGGAAAAUCAUUUUCUUAAAGACUUUUAACUUAAACUCAACUAUAUAUGAUCUCAUGAUCAUUGAUUUGUUACAAGGAAAUAAUUUUCAAUAUUUAAUAAAAAGGAGAAGAGAGCUUUUCUUGCACUUUUUAGUACACUUUAUCAGGUUUAUACUAAACUAGAAAAAUACACUAUUGUUGAACUAUUCAAUGUUUAUAUAUUUGUGUAUGAUAUAUAUGGUAUAUAAUGUAACUCUUGUAAAGUUAUAUCAUUGUAAUUGAAUGAAUUAGAAAUAAUUCUCCAUGGUUAUGAGAAUCAGAAAAUGGUGUAAAACAUUGCAAAAAAAUAUUGAUGAAUGAUGCAUGAAAAAAUCAUUUUGUUCCCUGCAUGUAGAAAUAUAUUCUGACACAUGCAUAUAUACAUGUUAGAGUGCAUGAGGCAGUUUACUGUAAAGAAUAUUUGACAAGGGGAGGUAAUUUGUGUUGUAAAUAAAACAAAAUAUUGCAUGUAUUUUUUAUGCAUCUGAUGAUUGAUGGAAAAAUUGUAAGAUUAUUUAAUAAUUGCAGUAUAUGCUGUACACUUAUGAUAUGAGAAGAAUUUUAUAUGGGAGUUAAGAUAAAUGAAGUUUUUGCUUUGUUACAAUUAAAAAAGAAAGCAGUAUUAAAUAAUAUCAAUUUUGUUAUAUUUAAAAAGGGUGUGAGAGCAUUUAUUUUUCCUUUUUGUUUCAGAUGUGAUAAUAUUAUGAAUAGUUUUUGAUCAUUUGAAAUUUAAAAAAAUAUUAAAACAGUUGAACAAUUUUUUUGGGGGAGGGAGGAUUGUAAGUUGGUGUUCUUUGUGUUAUCGUUGCAUGUCAACAGAAUUAACAAUAUCUCUAGAAAUUAUAAGUGUAACUGUAAAUUAAUCUCCAUCUUAGAUUUUUAAAAAGAAAAAAGCUAGCUAUAGAUCAGAUGUUAUUUUUUUGGUUUAAUAUAUUUAAAACUAUUUGAAUUUUGAAACAUUGUUAUUAUAUUGCCUGACAGUUCUAUGUUUAGUUAUUAUAUUACCUGACAGGUCUAUGUUCUAUGUUUAGUUAUUAUAUUACCUGACAGUUCUAUGUUUA